UAUAUUCUUCUAGCACUAUCCAUUAUCACCAUAAUUAAGCAUAUAGGGAAAGAUGGUUUCUAUUUCAAAGAUUUUUCUUAUUUCCCUUGCCUUCUUUUUUGGAAUGGGUGUAAUUGGUCACCUAUAUGAAGAAGAAGAAGAAGAGUACCAUAAUAAGGAUCCUAGAGAGGAAGUUAUAGAAGCAUGGUACAUGGAUGAUAGUGAUGACAAUCAAAGGCUUCCUCAUCAUCGCAAACCAAAGGAAUUUGUAUCAUUUGACAAGCUUGCUGAGCUUGGAGUACUUAGUUGGAGACUUGAUGCUGACAAAUAUGAAACUGAUGAGGAGUUGAAUAAAAUUCGAGAAUCACGUAAAUAUCUUUACAUGGACAUUAUAGAAGUUUGCCCUGAAAAAUUAUCGAAUUACGAGGAUAUGAUAAAGAAAUUCUUUGAAGAACACUUGCACAUUGACGAGGAGGUCCGUUACUGUCUUGCAGGAAGCGGUUAUUUUGAUGUUCGAGAUCAUAAUGAUGCAUGGAUUCGAAUUUGGGUAAAGAAAGGUGGAUUAAUUGUUGUGCCUGCUGGAAUUUAUCAUCGUUUCACACUUGAUUCAAGCAAUUACAUUAAGGCAGUACGGCUGUUUGCUGGUGACCCUGUUUGGACAGCGUACUAUCGUCCACACGCAGAUCAUCUGCCUGCAAGGAAACAAUAUGUUGAAACUUUUGGGUUAAGAGAAAGCACUGCUCAUGCAAUUAAUGAUGAUGCUAUUCAUAGAGUUGAUGAAUUUUAAACCUUUUUAGGCUGUAUUAUUAUUUCCUCAGCUAGCUUGCGAAUGUUUGAAUUCUAACAUGUAAAUGAUUGCUCAAAAUUUUGAGCAAAGGUAAAGUUAUGUACGUGUGACAUACAUAGAUCAUGAGUAUGAGUAAGCAUAUCCAUUGAUGUUUGCAUUUAAAAUAGGUUGUCUGCAUAACAACCUUUUAAGGUGUAUUUCUUAUUCGAAUCCCUCUUGAGCGCAGAAUAUAUUUUGUAAUCAAGUAAACUUUUUUUUAUCGUAAGCUAAAGAUCCAUUGUGAACUAUUUCACAUUGGUCAUCAAUCUAUUAUA
This is a messenger RNA of Capsicum annuum, 1080 nucleotides long. Its product is annotated as 1,2-dihydroxy-3-keto-5-methylthiopentene dioxygenase 2. NCBI's taxonomy places the organism in Eukaryota, Viridiplantae, Streptophyta, Magnoliopsida, Solanales, Solanaceae. The coding region runs from base 53 to 766 and encodes 237 amino acids. The transcript is spliced from 7 exons. The record is from RefSeq and is a predicted model, not a curated record. Gene Ontology annotation, molecular function: acireductone dioxygenase [iron(II)-requiring] activity.